GAGCCAGCCGGGGAGGAGACGAUGCCCUCGGAUCUGCUGACCCCCUUCGUGGAGCUGGACGAGCCUCUGUGCCAGGCCUUCCUGAGGCUGAACGUGGGGGAGGAGCCUGGCCCCGCGGCGAGAUGCCCGGUGGGAUACCAGCGCGCCUUCUCCGCCUGCCCAGCAGCACCGUCCGGCAGCGCUGAUCCCCUGGAGGAUGCCCUCGGUGCCUCGGAUGCCCUCUGGUCUCUCCCCGGCCAGUGGGGCUGGGCCCCGGCGUUGCCCCGCACCAGCCUCCAGCGCAUCCCAUUCCGGGCGGAGCGCUCGGCCAGCGUAAUCGAGGGCUGCCGGGAGGGGGCAGCGGCCACCUCGUCUCGCUACAAGACGGAGCUGUGCCGCACCUACGAGGAGAGCGGGGUCUGCAAGUACGGGGCCAAGUGCCAGUUCGCCCACGGGGCCGGGGAGCUGCGAGGCCUGAGCCGGCACCCCAAGUACAAGACAGAGCUGUGCCGGACCUUCCACACGGCCGGCUUCUGCCCCUAUGGCUCCCGCUGCCACUUCAUCCACAACGCCGACGAGCAGCGCCAGCCCCCGCGCCUGGGGGGCCGCUCCCCCUCCUUCUCCCGCAGUGCAUCCCUGUCGCCCUCGCCACCCGCCCCCGGGUCCUGCCACUGCCGCCGCCCUGCCAGGGAGCCCCCCUUGGCCUUCCCGGCCACCGCCACUCUGGGCCAGGACGGAGCAGGUGGGGCCCCGGCUGCCCCCGAUGCCUUCGUCUUCCCCGGGCAGCUGUUGCUGCAGAGGAGCCCUUCCUCCGACUCCCUCUCGGAUCAGGAGGAUUCGGGAGGCAGCAGCGGGUCGGAGUCCCCGGGACUGGGGCCCAGCGGGCGCCGGCUCCCCAUCUUCAGUCGCCUGUCCAUCUCCGACUAGCGGGUGUGCAGCGACCCUCCAGCGUGGGCCCUGCCCCCCACCCGCUGCUGGGGCUAACACAGGUCGCUGCCUCUCUGCCUAGAGGCUGGGGCAGGUGGGGAGCUACUGUAUCAGGUCAGAGCUGAAGGGGUUAAUCGGUUCCAGGUUGAGCGUGUUGGGGCAAAAACCUUGGCCCUGCCCCCCUCUGGGACCAUGUGAUCAAUAGCCCAUGGGCCAGAUCUUCUCCUGGUGUAAAUCUGGGCUCAUUCCAUUCUACUCCCAGAGGAGUCCCACCCCUGUAUUGCAGAAGGGGAGAGGAGAACUAGGCCUGGGAAGGGGGGGAUGCUUCUCUUCUCCCCCCCCUGCCCAUCACAUGCCUCAUACCAUUGCAUCUACCAGUGCAUAUUGCUGCUGGAUGGGACCAGGGAUAGUCUCGUAACCAACAGUGCAAGGAGGAAAAACCUCUCCCCGGCUUUCACUGGUGAACACAGUCAGUCAGGGCUAUUUUUGCUUGGGGGCGGGGGAGGCAGAGACCUCCUGACCUCCACAUCUCUGCAGCCUGGGUCUGUGGGUAGAUUCUGAGUCAGAUCUCCUGACCCAGAGGCCACUGCUGGAAACUCAGAUGCGUGGGACCUUGUCUUCCAAAACAAACAAAAAAAACACUUUCCUUUUUUAACACAAAUAGUUGCUAUGAUAGGGGUUUUUUUGUGUGUGUGUGGGCCUGAUUCUGCUGCUCUGCAUCUCGUGUGGGUAUUUCCACCGGAGCCGGACGCUGCUGUGAGCUGCAGAGCUGGUGUGAACCGGUAGCUCCUUCUGUAAGCUUUUGGGGAGCCUCUGGUGCCCCGGCUUUGGACCAGCACAGGAGGGUGGAUGUGAAGUGAAAUGGACGUGGUGUUGAAGCUGACAGGCCUCAUGUCUCUGAGUGGCCUAGGGCAGGGGAGGUGGGGAACCGAAAAGAAACCGCUUUUCAUUUCUCAUUCCCUCAGGGUGGGCUGCUGGUGGUAGGAGGGUUGUAGUUUUAAACAGAUCGUGACCUGUAUCUGAGAGCCCUUCUGAAUGUCCUGAACGAGCCGUGUGGCCUUGCUGACCACCAGUUGCAGCUGGGGGGAUUGAGUCUGCCCACUUGGUGCUACUCUCCCUCAGGCUCGAACACCCAAGUGCUAUUGAUCUUGGAGGGGUUGGUUGCCACCAUGUGGGGCUUGAUGUGACUUAAACUUGCCUGUCAAACUCCGUGCAGGCUGGCUCGCAUCUUGCCAGCAGAGUGUGCUAGGCUCCAACAAGGAAGAGGGUGUUUGGAUCGUCUCCCGCCCUUGGUGUCCAGAUAAGUAAACUGGGAUGUGAUUCCCCUCCUCUCCUCCCACCCCCAUGACAUCCCAGGUUGGGAGUCCAUGUCCUGAGUCUUCCAUUUGGAAAGUGAUUUCUCCUCCCAAAUUCAUCCUAACUUGGCUGGCCUGCCAGAUUUCUGCCCCCAGCCCCUCUAAUCUCCUCCCGAGUGGUCUGGAUCCUCGUGGCUAGAAGGUAGAGCUGCCUCUUUGCAUGUCAAGCUGGUAGAAUAUGGCAGGAAAUUACCCAGUCUGGGGGGCUGUCUGGGAAGAGGCAGAGCUGGAGUUCACCCUACCCACCAUCUGUCCCAGGCCAGAUUUCUCCAGAUAGCUCUGUUCCUGCCCACAUUCUAGCACAAGGAAGGGACAGAUUCUUGCUCAUAAGUCGUCUGCUCUGAACUAAGCUGUUCAAACAUCCAAACUCAACGGCCAAAACCUGCCUGUUUGGGAGCCGAGACCUUCAGCGAAGCUGACCCGGAGCUUAUGGCCUGAAUCGCUUUAGGGCCAGAUUCUAAAAACCCAAAUGGGCUCCUGAAUUCUCCCCCUCUGCCCCCAAACACAUCCCAGCCCCCUCAUGUUUCAGAUCCAUCUGCCCCUCCUCGCUGGGCUGGGAAUGGGGCAGUGUUUAGACUAGGGUUUAAUGUCCCAGUCCCUUCCAAGACGUAGGAUGGAACCUCAUCGGCUCUGCAGCAUCUGCCUGCUGGCUGGCUAAUCUAGGUGCCUUUCCCUGUUUCAACCCCUUCAGUUAUUUUGAAGAAAGCCACUAAUCUUUCAAAGGUAGAAGGCUUCCUCUGCUAGGAUAGCAUUGCUGGGCUAGUAGCUAAGGCAAGGAGUUUUCAAAGAUGCCUUGUGGGUGGAUUUGACUAUCCCACUCCAGUGGGAAUAAUCUGUUUUCCACGCAGCUGAUCAGACCUGGGCAUCGAAGGCCUGCUUUGUGUGAGGAGGUGGAAAUUGACAGAAUUUCUCCAUGUGCGGAUGCUCUAUUCUGGAAUAAUUCAUGGGCUUCCGAAGCAGAGCAACCGUUCUGGAAUAAAAUUCAUUCUGAAAUGGAGCAGGGACAUGAGUUAUUCCAGUCAAUAUCCACCCCAGACCAGCCCUUCGUCAAAUUUAGGUUUGAAAAGACUCGAUCUGUGUUUUUGUUUUAAGUUAUAUUUUAAACUAUUUAUUGUCUUUUUUUUAAAAAAACCCUAUUUCUGAUAUUUGGAACCAAAUCUUUCUAGAGGAGCAUAAACUUAUUUUAGUUUGUUUGUCCUGUGUGCUGGAACUUCAGGGCCAGCGCCUGCCUUAAGUAUCUGACUGUAAUUGUGCUGAAUCUAACUUAUUGCAAAAUUGGUUUCCUGUUUAUUUAUAGUGGUUUCACUCUGCCUUUUUUAUAGAUCUAUAAAAUUAAUAUAAUGGGUGAUUAUUUUUUUAUGGAUUGUAUCUAUUUCCUGACUGUAAUAAAACUCUCUUUUUGUGCA
Gopherus flavomarginatus (Mexican gopher tortoise) is the source of this 3667-nucleotide messenger RNA. RefSeq names its product mRNA decay activator protein ZFP36L2-A-like. The record is from RefSeq and is a predicted model, not a curated record. NCBI's taxonomy places the organism in Eukaryota, Metazoa, Chordata, Testudines, Testudinidae. Gene Ontology annotation, molecular function: mRNA binding; metal ion binding. Bases 22 to 906 code for a protein of 294 amino acids. The transcript has 3 exons.